AUGGCCAUAGAAGCCCCUGUGAACUUUGCACCACCUGAACGCAGCACUGUGGUCAGCACCGCAGGCGACAGCUCCACCUGGCAGCCCAACUCACUCAGGAUGCACGUCAUCAGGCCCAAGUCUGCCAAGGGCCGGAAGCGGCCGAAUUUGCACAGACCACAAGGCAUGGGGGACGGUGGGGACGGCUCCCCCAGUGCACUAUCCUCUUCACCCCCACCACAGUCCUCCGGGUCUCCAAGCAACCAGAAACCAGGAGUCUGUGCCACGGUCUCAAUAUCUCAGGGAGCUCCUGAUGAGAUGCAGGAGCUGCUGCAGCAGGCGCCCAUACGGACCACUUCAUCUCUCAACAGGUACCCGGUCCUUCCAUCCAUCAACAGGAGGAGCUUAGAGGAGGGGGCUGUGGACACUGUGGCCAGCAAGACCAGUUCCCUGCAGCUGAGCAGCGUCCAGGCCCUUUACCAAGAGGAGUCAGGCCAGGAAGACUCCAGAGCCCAAGUUUGUGCCUUAGAGAAGAAAUUCAUCAUCCGAACCAAAAGACAGAGUUCCUCCCGGGCCUCAAACAUUGAGGAGCCAUCGGACGAAGAGCCGAGGCUGCUGCUGGCCGUCCGGUCACCCUCAGGCCAAAGGUUCGUGCGCUACUUCAGGCCCAGUGAUGACCUCCAGACCGUCCUCGAGGUGGCCGAGCAGAAAAACAAAACAACCUACCAACACUGCAGCAUUGAGACGAUGGAGGUGCCCAGGAGACGUUUCUCUGAUCUCACCAAGUCCCUUCAGGAGUGUGGCAUCCUUCAUAAAUCCGUGCUGGGCAUCUCGCAGGAGGAGGGGGAGGGGUGGCCCUGA
Molecule: messenger RNA, 840 nt
Organism: Mus pahari (shrew mouse)
Lineage: Eukaryota; Metazoa; Chordata; Mammalia; Rodentia; Muridae
Gene: Ubxn10
Product: UBX domain protein 10
Exons: 1
Coding region: 1-840 (279 amino acids)
Cellular component (GO): endoplasmic reticulum
Molecular function (GO): ubiquitin binding
Source: RefSeq, a predicted model, not a curated record